Molecule: messenger RNA, 2810 nt
Organism: Linum trigynum
Lineage: Eukaryota; Viridiplantae; Streptophyta; Magnoliopsida; Malpighiales; Linaceae
Source: the annotation of a GenBank genome assembly
AUUGUAUACUUGUCUGAAACGUCCUCCCAUUUCUAAAACAAACACAUCCAUCAUGAGUUCCUCAUAUUACUCAUCGUCUGGAGGAGAACAAGAGAUAGAAGAGUUGAAUCUGUUUAACUAUCAUCGUUUGACUUUAAUCGGGCGGAGGCUUGAGGAAGCUUCACGCUCACGUCGUCGUUCAACAAAUCGCACCUACAUUGAUCGUGAAAGGGUCUCAGGUCAUGACCGUCUUAUGCAGGAUUACUUCAAUCCAAAUCCAACAUACGAUGCCAGCAUAUUCAGAAGGCGUUUUUGUAUGCAACCACGACUAUUCAAUCGCAUAAUGGGUGACGUUGUGAGGUAUGAUCCCUCUUUUGCACGAAAGAGUGAUGUCGUUGGUCACUUAGGCCUAUCGCCGAAGAAAAAGCUUACUAGUGCACUGCGCAUGCUAGCUUAUGGAUCUCCAGCUGAUCAACUUGAUGACUACAUGCGUAUGGGUAAGAGCACUGUGCUUGAAGUCUUCAGGAAGUUUUGCAGAGCCAUUGUCGGGAUGUACUCAUCGACAUAUCUUCGUGCACCAACCCCUGCUGAUCUAAGGAUUCUACUUCAUAAAGCCUCACAAUUCAGAUUCCCUGGUAUGAUUGGAUCAAUUGGUUGCAUGCACUGGGCGUGGAGGAACUGUCCUACUUCUUGGACUGGGAAGUACUUGGGGCACAACCGUAAACCAACAAUCAUUCUCGAGGCAGUGGCUUCGUACAACACCUGGAUAUGGCAUGCUUUCUUCGGCCCGCCUGGGUCGAAUAACGACAUCAAUGUUCUGGGGAUGUCUCCAGUGUUUGACGGUGUCCUCAACGGAUCCACCCCAUGAGUAUGAUUUGAGGUAAACGGUCAUACCUAUGAUUAAUGUUAUUAUUUGGCUGAUGGUAUUUAUCCUUCGUGGUCAACUUUAGUGAAAACAUUCAACAAUCCAAGCUCAAACAAAGAAGCCUUGUUUGUUCGAUGUCAAGAAGUACAUCGGAAAGACGUAAAGCGGGCCUUUGGAAUUAUUCAAGCUAGAUGGGCAAUUGUUUGUGGCCCUGCAAGAUCUUGGGAUGUUGCCACAAUUAAUGAUAUAAUGUUGACAUGCAUUAUAUUGCACAACAUGAUAAUCGAGGAUGAGCAGGUUGAUUCUGACGAUGAGAUGGAAGAUAAUCUUGAUUAUGAGGUCCACGACCAACAACCAACUAAUGUCGAUAGAGAUAUUCCAACCCUAACUGAGUACUUAGCUAGGAAUAAUAGGCUUCGUGUUGCACCAACACAUCAUGGGCUUCGUCGGGACUUGGUCGAACAUAUUUGGAACUUGCAUGGAAAUAAUUAGUCAUUGUUGUUGCUUGGUAUCGAUGCUGGGAUGCUUUGUAAUUCAAUUAAAGUUGUAGUUGGUGACAAUUUAUUUUGUAAUUUAAGAACGCAUUUUCAUUUCAAUAAUAUAAUUUUCAUUCUUAGUUCGAUCUAAUUUUUGUUUACACACAACUUAAAGAUGAUAAACAUAAAUUUUAAAUAAAAUGAAUUCAAUUUAAGUCAUCUUAGAAAAAAGCCUAAAUACACAAAUAUUAAACAAAAUCUAAAAAACCUAAAUACAAACAUUAAUUCCCCUUUCCCUAAUUAAUAACAUUCAAUUCCCUUAAUCAAUUUUCUUAAAUAACUAAUAAACAAUUAAAAAAAAGCCGAUGGGCGGCACAGUGGCCGGGCUGGGCGGUGCGCCGCACGCGCAAAUUUGUAAGUGACCGCUACUCACAAAUUUGGACUCUCUAAGACUAUCUCCAACCCAAGCAUGCAAAUUUGGAGAAAGGGAGGUUUUUGGCUUUUUUCAUCUCCAACCCACCAAUUAUUUGGCUUGCAAAUUUGGAGAAGUGGGCUUGGGAGUGGAUAGAUAGAAGCUCAUAUGGAAAAAUGCAAGGAGAAGGUGGGGGACCAACCAUGCAACCCAAGCCCACACGCUGGGGCCCUCCACUUUCCAACAUCUUUUUUUUUUUUACUUUCUUAAUUUUUGAUUGGUUGGUUAUGAGUUGGGAAGGCAAAUUUAGAAGGUUUAGGGUUGGAGCAAAAAUGUGUUUUUGGAAGGUAAAAAUGCACAUUUGAGAGCUUGAGAGGCUAAAUAUAACCUUUUGGGUUGGAGUUAGUCUAAAUUCAUAGAUUGCACUAAUUUGAUUCUUCUUUUGAUUCUCUAAAAAAUGGUUAAUUGCAUGAUUGGUCACUGAGAUUACAAAAAACGUUCAUGUUUGGUCACUCGAAAUAUUUAAAUCCAUUGGUGGUCCUUUAGUUUUCAUCUCCAACCCACCAAUUAUUUGGCUUGCAAAUUUGGAGAAGUGGGCUUGGGAGUGGAUAGAUAGAAGCUCAUAUGGAAAAAUGCAAGGAGAAGGUGGGGGACCAACCAUGCAACCCAAGCCCACACGCUGGGGCCCUCCACUUUCCAACAUCUUUUUUUUUUUUACUUUCUUAAUUUUUGAUUGGUUGGUUAUGAGUUGGGAAGGCAAAUUUAGAAGGUUUAGGGUUGGAGCAAAAAUGUGUUUUUGGAAGGUAAAAAUGCACAUUUGAGAGCUUGAGAGGCUAAAUAUAACCUUUUGGGUUGGAGUUAGUCUAAAUUCAUAGAUUGCACUAAUUUGAUUCUUCUUUUGAUUCUCUAAAAAAUGGUUAAUUGCAUGAUUGGUCACUGAGAUUACAAAAAACGUUCAUGUUUGGUCACUCGAAAUAUUUAAAUCCAUUGGUGGUCCUUUAGUUUAGUGAAACCGUUUACGUUUGGUCACUCUCCGUUAGUCGCCGUCAAUCUCCGUUAAUAAAGUCCGUUAAGUGAU